Molecule: messenger RNA, 659 nt
Organism: Diuraphis noxia (Russian wheat aphid)
Lineage: Eukaryota; Metazoa; Arthropoda; Insecta; Hemiptera; Aphididae
Product: invertebrate-type lysozyme 3-like
Molecular function (GO): lysozyme activity
Source: RefSeq, a predicted model, not a curated record
AUGUUUUAUCGAUUUUCAACUUUUGGUUAUUCUUUAUUUUCUUUAUUUGUAAUAAGGUUUGUCGAGCGAGUUGGUUAUUUUGUGAUUGACGUUGCUGAUGUUGUUGUUGUUGUUGUUGUUGUUGCAGGCCGAUACGUAUCCAACCUGAACGGAAACUGCAUGCGGUGCCUGUGUUACGCGUCCACUCUUUGCAACGUAUCAGUCGGGUGCUCACGUGGUUACUGCGGUCCUUACUACUUGUACCGCGAUUACUGGAAGGAYGCGGGUCAGUUGGUGAUACCAGACGACGACCCGGACCGGGACCAGGCAUUCGUAGACUGUGCUUCGAACUUGGAAUGCGCACAAAAGGUCGUYGAAAACUACAUGGUCAAAUGGGGACGGGACUGCAACAAAGACGGCGUGACGGAUUGUGACGAUUACGCGAGGAUUCACUUCAACGGCAGGGAAGACUGUUCGGCCAUCGACAACACCAACUUCUGGAGGCGAUACGAAACGUGUCGGCCGAGCAGUAGCAGAGGAAAGUUUAACUGAUGUACCUGUCGAGAGACCAAACUACGCGAGCUCAUUAAUACUUACUACCUAUUACGAUGUUAUUAUUUAAAUUAAAAUUAAAAUUAAAAUGUACUGUAUAAUAUUAUAUUGUUGCUAUGAAAAAAACA